AUGUUGAAGAUGUCUUUCUCGAAGGCGAAGCUGAAGAGAUUCAACGAUGUUCCAGCCGUUUCGUCUCCUUCAGCCUUCGCGGAACCGAAGGAGAAGGAGCUGCCCAAGAAAUCGAAAAAGGACGACAAAAUCAAGGUCGGGGGCAGCAUGGACGCGGAAUCGAUCAAAACGACCAAAAGCGCGCUCAGCCUGUUCCGCACCCCUUCCCUUCCUCGACGGCUGAAGUUCAAACACAUCUCGGACCUCACGCCCAAGAAGAGCUCCACGAAGGAGGAGAAGAUUAGCCGUCUGGCCGCGGAAUCGCCAGCGACGGGAGCCACCGAAAAGUCGAUCGACGGCGUGAGCAAGGUGCCCCCGAUCGUGCAGCUGUACAACAAGAUCGACGUCAAUAAGGAGGCACUUGCGAAGGCUCGGGAAGAAAAUGAGAAGCUAAAAUCGACGGUUGAGCAGCUGCGUGCGGAGUGCCAGCGAUCGGAGCUUGAACGAGCGAACCUGCUGGCAGCGAAAGACAACCAGAUCGUGCUGCUGGAGCGUGAAUUGACCAGCAUCACGAAGGCGGACGAACUGCUGCAGCACAUCACGGAAGGGUCACUGGAAAAAGUGAAGGAGUUUGAACAGGAGAUCCGCGAUCUGCACCGUAACUACGAGAGACAGCUGAGCGAGAUGCACGAUACCAAGAUGGAGCUGGAGGCACGCUACGAUAAGCUGCUGGUGGAAAACAGGAUGCUCCAGGACGACUACGAUAUGCUGGAAGAGGAAAACCACUUGUUGUACGAAGAAGUAGACACACUCCGGGAGAUUCUGGAAGCGCACGACAUGGAGCUGCAGAAGAAGUCCGACGAGAUCAAGCUGAUGGAGGACGGUUUGAACGAGCUUGUCAUCGAAGGCCGUGACUUGAAGGAGCAAGUGAAGUAUCUGAAGGCGCAAGCAGAAGAGGACAUGCUGCGUUACGUGGAGGAAGGCCGCAAUACCAUCCGGGAGAUCGACCAGGCGAAGCAGGAAAAUGCUCGCUUGUUGGCCACAUUGGCGGAACAGCAUGCCAUCGUGGCUGGUAUGCAGGAAGAGCUGAACGAGCGCCAGUUCGAGAUGGACGACAUGCGCAACGACAUCCGCAACGAGUGCAACCAGGAGCUGACGGCGAUGUGCAAAAAGCACGAACAGCAGAUCGCCACCAUGGCGGAGUUGAACGAGAUGAAGAUCAAGGAGUGCGAGUCGAUCUUCGUUCUGGAGAAGUCGAAACUCAUUAAGGAGCAUUCCGAUCGAAUGAAGCGUCUGGAGAAGGAACAUCAGCGGGAGAUCGAACGUAUCGGUGAACAGGCGGAGGAGAAGAUCCGUAUCGCAGACAUUCAGAAUGAGGAGCGUGUCAAGGCGCUAGAGCUCUCGAUCCAGAGCUCGAUCUCUUCGGCGUUGGCGAGCGAAAAGUUGCACUGGCAGAAGGAGCUGGACAAGUGCCAGAAGAUCGCGGAGACGGAAAUCAUGCAGUGCGAGUUCGAGAAGCGUGACUUGCGCACCUUGUGGGAGGCUUCAAACGAGGUGAUCAAGGAUAACGAAAUCAAGAUCGUGGAGCUCGAGCGGCGCCUGCAGAUGGAGCUGGUUCCGGGUGGGAAGUCUCGCGAUGAGCUUGAAACCGAAGUGCGAGAGAUGGCGUUGGAGUGUUCGCGCUUGAAAACGGAGAAGUAUAACUAUCAGUUAACACUAAAUAACACACGCUCGACGGUGAAUAUCUUAAUGGAGCGUCUUAAGAAGUCGGACAGCGAUGUGGAGCUGUUGAAGGCGGAGCUGGAGCAAGUUCUGCGCAACAAGUCUGAGAUGGAGACGGCGAACAACAAACUGCGCGAGGAGGUAGUCGAGUAUCAACGGGUUCUUGGAGCUCUUCGCACGUCCUCCAGCGUGUUAGAGAAGGAGAUGCGCGAGAAGAAUGAAGUGUUUGAGAAGCUAAUGAGCUCGGAGGAGGAUGCCAUCCUUACGGUGUCGCAGAUCGGGAAGCUGUUCAGCGAUCGGAUGGAGGAGAGCAUGGGACGGUACUUUGAGAUGUACGAGGAGUUGAAGAAGAAGUAUGAAGCGCGGGAAAUUUACAUCCAAGACCUCAAGGCACUGCUGGAUGAGUUCGCGAAUGGAAUCGAGCUGGCACGGAUCGAGCUCGACACGAAGGAUAAGAAAAUAUUCGAGCUUGAGAAUGAAAACAAAAACAUCAAGUUGGAAAACAUGACCUUCCGGUUUAAAUGUGAGCAGUUUGAGAAGUACGAUCAAAGCGAGAGCCGCCUUCCACAGCCAUCUCCCGAAUUGCCUAGCCAUAUAGACGCGGAGGACGACGAGCGCUUGGUACCGAAUUUUUUGAUUGAAAAUAUUAUCAACCAGUUAGAGCAAGAGGGUGGUCUUUCCGAUAAGCACACGCUCGGGUCGAUUCAAGAGAUCAUUGAGUGCAACACCGGACUCGAGCAAACACCGCAGGACUCAUCAAACGACAAACAAAUCAUAGAAAAGUUGAAGGAGACUGAAGAAAAGCUUCGUCUCGUCGAAGAGUUUGCGAAAGAGACAUCAGACAAAUACACGGAAUUGCUUGAAGAUCAGAAUAGCCGCAAAAACAUGAAACAGAACGAUAACAAUAAAGAUCAACAGCAACUCAAAGCGAAAAUUGCUAAACUGCAAGAACUGAACCAAAAACAGGAAAGCACGAUUCUGACACUGCAGCAGCAGCUAUCGUCCUUUGAUUCACCACAAAAGCUGAACAGCUCGUUGAAAUACCUUUCGGCUAGCCCCAAGACGCCUAAGAAGCUAAUCGUUUCGCCUUUCCCCGGCAAGGAAAACUGUUCUCCGGCGCAGGUUGUCGUAUUCAGCCCACGUACAAACGUGUUGCGGCCACGGAACAACUGA
Messenger RNA from Anopheles nili, 2874 nucleotides. RefSeq names its product myosin-11 (gene mira). The transcript is spliced from 4 exons. The record is from RefSeq and is a predicted model, not a curated record. NCBI's taxonomy places the organism in Eukaryota, Metazoa, Arthropoda, Insecta, Diptera, Culicidae. The coding region runs from base 1 to 2874 and encodes 957 amino acids.